AUGACGGCGACGCUCGACGCCGACGCCGACGCCUCCGCGGAUGUGGACAUGCGUUCGUACGAGAGCGCGGAUACGAACGCGUCGCGGUCGGCGAUCGGAACGAGCGAUGACGAGGGGAGCGAUAGCGAGGCGAUGUUCGCGCGCGCGGCGGCGGUGACGCACGAUUGGCUUUGCGAUUUCGAGUCGUUGAGAAAACGGGGGUCCAAGGCGCACGGCGAGACGUUUACGUGUGGCGAUGCGAAGUGGCGGUUGAUGAUGUAUCCGUUCGGGACGGAGCGCGUUCGGGCGGAGUCGUUGGAUGACUGCAGCGUGAGCUUGUUUUUGGACACGGUGGACCGGCCGCGGAGGGAGGACGAGCUGAGCAAGGAGUGGCGGCGACACUGUAAGUUUGAGCUCCAGAUGCUGCAUCCGAAGGACGCGUCGAUGAUGGUGUCAAGGGACGCCACGCACUCGUUUUGCGAGACGGAGUCGGAUUGGGGGUUCACUUCAUUUGUGUCCAGGAAGGAUGUGUACGAAAAGGGAUACGUCGACGCCGAGGGAUGUGUGACUUUUCGAGUCAUUAUCACGCCGUGCGAGGAGCACGAGGUGGAGAGAAUCGGAAUGCAGAACAAUGUCUGCAGCGAGUACGACUCGCGUAAGGAGACGGGCUUCAUCGGGUUGAAGAAUCAGGGCGCGACGUGUUACAUGAACUCGCUCCUGCAGACACUCUAUCACAUUCCUUCGUUUCGACGCGCCGUCUAUCAUAUGCCGACGAACGAAACGGAGGAGGCGCACCUUUGCAUGCCAUUAGCAUUGCAGUCAGUCUUCUACUGCCUGCAGUACGCGAGUGAGGGAGACGUGAGCACGGAGGACCUCACACGGUCGUUUGGAUGGGACUCGUACGACUCAUUCAUGCAGCACGAUGUGCAGGAGCUCAAUCGAGUGUUGCAAGACAAGCUGGAGGAGCAAAUGAAACAAACGUGCGUCGAAGGCACCAUACAAAAACUGUUCGAAGGCCACACGACAAACUUCAUCGAGUGCAUCAACGUGGACUAUAAGAGUGAACGCAAGGAGGAAUUUCUCGAUCUUCAGUUGGACGUGAAGGGAUGCAAAGAUAUUUAUGCGUCUUUCGACCGCUACACGGAGAUAGAGAAAUUAGAUGGCGAUAACAAGUACCGCGCCGAGGGCUUCGGCUUGCAAGACGCACGCAAAGGUACUCUGUUCCACAACUUUCCUCCGGUGCUGACGAUUCAGCUCAAACGCUUUGAGUACGACUUCAAUCGCGACACGAUGGUGAAGAUCCACGAUAGAUACGAGUUCCCCGAAGAGCUUGAUCUGGACGUCGGCGACCGGAAAUACCUAGUUCCCGACUCCGAUAAGAGCGUUCGGAACAAGUAUAAACUUCACAGCGUCCUAGUGCAUAGCGGUGGCAUCAACGGUGGCCAUUAUUACGCCUUCAUUCGGCCAGAUUUACAAGAUGAAGACGCGCAGUGGUACAAGUUUGAUGACGAGCAUGUGACGAAAGAGUCCACCGAGAAAGCAGUGAUGGACCAGUAUGGAAGCGGUGGCUCAGUUCCCGUCGAUAGUGAUAUGGAGGCGGAUGACGAUUCAACAAACGUGCGUGUUGCGCCCAAUUUACGCUAUGCAAAGAUGAGCAGCGCAUACAUGCUGGUGUAUGUACGAGAAAGUGACAUGGAUCAGAUGAUGUGUGAUGCGAAUAAAUGUCACCUCAGCGCGCACCUUCAGGCGCGUUUCGCCGGCGAGCAGGCGGAGAAGGAACGGAGAGCGCUGGAGAAGGCUGAGGCACAUCUGUACACAGUGAUCAAGGUUUUGCAGAAAAAGAGUAUGCAAGAGCAGAUUGAGACGGAAAAGUUCUUCGAUUUGGGUAACUUCGACAGCGAACACGCAGUGAGAUUCCGCUUACCGAAGAAAACGACUUUCAAGAAGUUUAAAGCGCUCGUGGCCGAGGAGCUCGGCGUGCCCGUUGCGCGUCAGCGAUACUGGUUGUAUUCGCCACGACGAAACAAGACUAGCCGUCCGGUGAGCGUCAUUCCAGAAGAAAAGUUACCGCACGAUGCGACGGUAGAGAACAUGCGUGUUAAGUUCGGAUCGCCAAAUCGGUCGUACAAUCCCAUGGGUGAGUUCAGGCUUUUGCUUGAGGAAUUCGACGACAAAACAGAGUGUUAUGAUCUCAGGCGCUGCAUCUGCCUUCACCUGAAGGUUUACAAUCCGUUCGAGGCUCGUCUUACUUACGCCGGAAGCUUUUACGCGAACGUGGAUGAAACGCUCCACAAUAAGUUGAGAGUGAUCAAGGAAAUGGCUGGAAUCGAUCAAGAAUCGAAAGUGCUUCUGUUUGAAGAAAUCGCCUUCGUGCACGAUUCGGCAAUUCAAGUCGAUUUGAUAAGUCCACAUCAGAUUGAGAACUUCGCGCUGAUGGACGACAAAGAGAGCAAGGAUAGUUUGCAACUAGGAAACGGUGACAUCUUGGUCGUUCAACCGGACGUUACCGAGGUCAUGGAGGAGACUCUGAAGUUCCCGAAUGUUGCUCAGUUUAUGGAGUAUCGCCACAAUCAUCAAGUCGUCAUUUUCCGCGACCUGGCGGAGUCAAAAGUCGAUAAAGUGCGGCUCGAGCUGACGAAGUUGAUGAGUUACGAUCAAGUCGCCGAGGCUUUGGCCGAUGCAAUCGAGUUGUCAGAUCCCAUGCGUCUGCGCUUCACUGCGUACAACGUGUACACUAAUGGUCCGAAGAGUGUGAGCUACAAGUUCCGAGGCAUGGACAAUUUGGUUCAGAUGCUGGACAACCAACAGAGUGAGGUACUUUACUACGAAGUUUUGGACAUCCCCUUGCCCGAACUCGAGCAGUUAAAGACACUCAAGGUGUCGUUCCACGCGGCGAACACGAAACUGGUUCAGGAGUUUCAGUUGCGUCUGCCGAAAAACGCGACUGUGCAGGACGUGUUGGAAGAGAUCAAAUCCCAACUCGGCGAUAAGGUUGGCCCGGAUCGAAAGUUACGCUUGCUGGAGUUGUUUUACUCUCAAAUUUACAAGGUUUUCGACGAGGAUAAGGAGAUCGCUGACAUCAAUGAUCAGUACUGGACGCUGCGCGCCGAGGAAGUCCCUGAAGACGAGCCUGAGACGGACAAGCUCCUCAGGGUGUACAGUAUUUCGAAAGAUUUGUCCAAUCCGUCGCAGUUCCACUGCUACGACGAACCAUUCAUGGUUCGCAUCUCAGAAUCAGAAACCUUCGGUGCGCUCAAGGAGCGCAUCAAGAACAAGCUCGAGGUGCCGGACGAAGACUUCGCCAAGUGCAAGUUUUACGCGGGAAACGUCCCGAACCGCUUCGAACCCCUGAGUGACGAUGACGACUUGCUCCUGUCCACCAAAUUCAAUCGAGUCGACAAAGACGGCUUCUUAGAGUCCAUCUUGGGCAUCGAACGCGACGUCAAGGGCCCAAGACGUCCCGCGAGUCGACAAGGCAAGACCACGGGCGGGUUCGAGCGCGCGAUCAAAAUCCUCUAG
This is a messenger RNA of Ostreococcus tauri, 3498 nucleotides long. RefSeq names its product Ubiquitin carboxyl-terminal hydrolases family 2. Gene Ontology annotation, biological process: protein deubiquitination; regulation of protein stability. The transcript has 2 exons. Gene Ontology annotation, cellular component: nucleus; cytosol. The record is from RefSeq and is a predicted model, not a curated record. Bases 1 to 3498 code for a protein of 1165 amino acids. Lineage: Eukaryota; Viridiplantae; Chlorophyta; Mamiellophyceae; Mamiellales; Bathycoccaceae. Gene Ontology annotation, molecular function: cysteine-type endopeptidase activity; protein binding; cysteine-type deubiquitinase activity.